GUGGGCAAUGGGCGCGUCCAAUUGUCAUUUCCGGAAACAUGGAGGCUGUGUUGAGCGAUGUAGUAGCGCCGGAGGACCUCCUAAAAUUUGAGAAAAAGUACAACAGUGAGCUGGCGAAAGGAGCUGUGUCCAAAGAAACAAAGUUUGAAUAUGCUUGGUGUUUAAUCAGGAGCAAAUACACGGAUGACAUCAAGAAAGGGAUUGUGUUGUUGGAAGAACUUGUCCAGAAAGCCUCAAAGGAUGACACACGUGACUUCCUGUUCUACCUUGGCGUGGCCAACUACAGACUGAAGGAGUAUGAAAAAGCACUGAAGUACAUCCGGACUCUCCUGAGGAACGAGCCUGGGAACAAGCAGGCUUUGGAGUUGGAAAAGCUCAUUGAUAGGGCUUUAAAAAAAGAUGGCUUAGUCGGCAUGGCGAUCGUCGGGGGAAUCGGUCUCGGUGUGGCUGGAUUAGCUGGGCUCAUCGGUCUGGCGGUGUCAAAGGGAGCAUCCAAGUCUUAACCUGAGCAUGCCACCGCGUGCAGCCAUUUCUGCUGGACUUAUACAUUCAUUAUUAAAAAAGAGGAAAAAAAUCUAAUCUAAAAAUAUAUAUAACAUUUACACCUUGCUAUACAUGCUAAACAACAUGACCAUUCUUAGCAAGCUCUAGCAGGCCACCUAUGUACAUAAAAUGAUUAAAGUUGCAGCUCCGUUUAUGACACGGUAUUCUUACUUAAACUCCAGACAUGUAAGAAGACUUCACAUUUGUUAGGUAUGCAAGGGAGCACUUACAGGAAGUAAGUUGUGUGAAAUGCUUGAUUUCUAUUUAAUGGCGUGUUUUCCAUCAUCGUAAUACCAAAUAAAAUCAUUUUGAACACAAAUGCCAUCAUGACUUAAGAAUUGAUUUUCCUUUUUUGGAAUACUUUUAUCCACGUAACAAAGUCCAUCAAACACCAAUUCCGCCUUAUCGGCGAUGUGGAAACUUUGGCGAGUACAUUAUGAUCUUUCAUGACACGGAUAAAACGCCACAGUAACAUAAAAAAAUAAAACACACACACGCAUCCCAGCCUAGUUCACUGCUCGUCAAAUCCUUUUGAACCAAAGUUGAGCUCCAAUAUGUCCAUGUCCACACUGCUUUAUGACAGGACGUUGUGCAUGU
Molecule: messenger RNA, 1140 nt
Organism: Dunckerocampus dactyliophorus (ringed pipefish)
Lineage: Eukaryota; Metazoa; Chordata; Actinopteri; Syngnathiformes; Syngnathidae
Gene: fis1
Product: fission, mitochondrial 1
Exons: 5
Coding region: 39-503 (154 amino acids)
Biological process (GO): mitochondrial fragmentation involved in apoptotic process; mitochondrial fission; peroxisome fission
Cellular component (GO): peroxisomal membrane; mitochondrial outer membrane
Molecular function (GO): protein binding
Source: RefSeq, a predicted model, not a curated record